Molecule: messenger RNA, 2067 nt
Organism: Hydatigera taeniaeformis
Lineage: Eukaryota; Metazoa; Platyhelminthes; Cestoda; Cyclophyllidea; Taeniidae
Source: the annotation of a GenBank genome assembly
AUGGAUCCUCAUUAUUGGCAUCUACAAUCAAUGAUAAUUAACCACGAUCAUCCGUACAGCCGUCCCUCUUACCUGGAUCCAAUUAGCACCCUAUGCAUUGAACCUGCCUUUGGGUCGAAUGACUCAGAGCUUGGCGGAGAAGGCGCUAGUUAUAUGUGGGUAGACGUAGAAGGAGAUGAAACGAGAUUGUGUGGUCAAGUGCCAGAACUUCCUGUUAAUGAAGAUUCCUGCCAAUUCAGUAGGUUUUGUGCAUAUGGUCCAGUUGAUGAACCAAAAUUUGAUAACAAACAAUCCUCUCACUCGAGCACUUUCCAUGUGACAUGGAAUACAACGGUAGAUAAGUUGUAUCGGAAAAUCGAAAAGGCACUAACUCGGAUUGAUUUUGACGACUCUGUUUCCUCUCAAAUGCGCAUUGAUACGUGUGCAGAGCUGCAUGAACUCUUACUAAACACCUUGCCCAGUAGUCUUCUCCUACUGUAUUUGCGUGGAUAUGCGUGCCUAAUGCAUCAAAGCAGGACUUCACCUCUUCUACGUCGACUUAACUCAGAGAUCAUCUUGCAGCGUACAGUGAAGCGGUUUGAUUACUCAAAAUACAUUGAUCGUGCAUUUCUGCCUUCCACUGAUGGAUUCGGCUCCCCUCUUUGUCGUGCAACUCAUUCACGCCUACAUGAUGGGUCGGCUAGUUCCUAUUCCCCCAUAACGUGUAUUCCUACGGAUUCACUGAUAACUGGUAGUUUGAGCACGUCAACAUCUACUCCUGGUCGUGUGUCAUCAAUAAUGGAUGAGCCCGUCUUCGUGUGUGUAAUUGCUAAGGGCUACACAAAGAGCUCUCGCAUCGGUAGAAUGCUGAAAAGUCUCUCGCAACUUGGGCGUCUUAUGGUCAUAUCAAUGAACGGAACCACUAGCGUUCAGAUCCGGCGUCUCAUUCGUCACUUCGUCUCGCUGACGGAGGAUCCACGUCCCAUCCCCAUCUACUUGGUCGGGUUUGGCAAGCAUUGCGACAUUGUGCUAACGGCCGCUGUCACCUCGCCCUACCUCUUGCCUCCAUCAAACGGCGGUGCCUUAGAGGAGAUAAUAUGUGGUCGUUUGACCAGUUCUGACGCGCCAAUCCCCACGAGACCAUGGUUAGCAGGUCUUGUCCUCAUUGCCCCACCAAAAGGGACAUAUCGUCUGGGCAAUCUCAGUGCUGGACUUGAUAACAUCGCCCGUCGCUGCUCCCUCCUCCUGGUAAUCAGUUCGAAGCACGAAGUCGAUGGGAACGCCUUCAGAGAGGCUCUAAUUGCUGCUCGCCGAAGGUCUACGGCGGCUUCAGUUCAUGGUGGUGUGAGUGGAUUGCGUGGAAUGGAUUGGAAAGCUCCAUGUGAGUUUGAUCUUCGCAUGCUCGUCAUCGGUGGUGCUGAUCACCUCCUUCGAAUGCAUCCUGCCACAUUGCGAAGGUUUGCCACUACCCAGGCUGCAAUCGAUCUAGCUAUCAUCGCGGCAGUGAAAAAUCUUGUGGCUGUGUGUCGGACUCUGGUAAAUUCAAGUGCAGCUCCCGUAUCGACACAUGGAACCGGUGUGCUUGAAUCAGCGGGGAGUAGAAGCAUAACCGGUUUGCCAGUUUCCUGGCUCCCCAGUGCCACCAAUGUACAGCCAGAUAAUAGGAAAGUGUCGGAGAGUAACGCCUUUGCUCGAAAGGCCUCAAUUCUUCGUGGUAGUAUGCACACACGAUGUUGCGCAGACCGUUAUCCCACGCCACAACUCUAUGCUUCUAGACAGAAACCGUCCCUUUCUCUACGUGACAGGCUUUCCUACUCUGCAGGGUUUGGUGCUGGACCAGUGAUCAGGUACGGUGAUGGGGCACGUAACCGAACACUAUGCAGGCGACAAUCGCAACUGCACCACCCUGUACACGUCUUCUCCGACACACAGACUCCACGAUUUGGUGGUGGUGGUGGUGGUGAUAUGACGGAUUCUCCACACCUCAGACCCGCAUCACACCCACCCCAUCCAAUGAACCACGAUGCCCAAUCCGGAUCUCGUGGAGAAGGAAGAGUCCGCGGAACCCGUUUUUAUAACCGAAACUAA